GCGUCUUCCAGGCUGCCGCUCGAAAAAAAAAAUGGUCGCCUCACCUGCUGAGCGUUCCAGUAUAUCCCUCCGCGGGGUCAGUUUAUUUUCUGGCGAAAAUGUUUUUUUCUCUUACACGUCUCAUUGAUGUGUAGUCAAAUCUUCCGUAAAUGCGAUCGCCUGCUAUGAACAACAAAUAAAAACGACUGAGUGGUGGAAAAACAGGAAAGAAAAAGUGCUUCUUUGAUCAAACCGGGGGACUAGUUAGCGUCUCAUCGGCGUGGGAACACAGAGGCGUGACGCGGCCGCACUCAAAUAUGGCUACCGUUGGAGUGCGAGCUACAACUUUAAUACCGAAAAUCUGAAUCGAUCUCAAUUUUUAUCUUUUGUUUUUUUUUUGUUUUCCUUUUUUCCCUUCCAGAGAAAGGACGCGGAUUGUUUCCGGCUCGGAUCGCAAUCCGGGGGAUGUUGAUUUCGAGGGUACGGACGCGCCGGAGGCUGAAAAACCGAACGGGAAUUUAAUGUGAUUUUUUUUUUCCCUUUUAAGAAAAAAAAAAACAACAAAAACGGAUGUGUGUGUAAACGGUGUCUGAAUUUUUUUCUUUCAAAAAAAAAAAAAAAGGAGAAAGAAAAAAGAAAAGAGAGAAAGAAAUGGCCAGCUUGCCCCCGGUGUCGCGAGCUUGAAAACGGAAUAACGUCGGAAUCAAGGGACGCGGCGUCUCGCGCUCGCUUUGAUCGUCAUGAUCCGGGUUUCUCGGUUUCUUUCAUGGGAAUGAGGUUUUUCCUGCAGCGCCACGGGAUUUUAUCUCACCGACAAUAAAGAAAAGAAGGAAAGAAAUAAACAACAACUACAGGAAUUAGUAAAUUCGAGCUGAGAGCAUCGCUGGGAGGAAACGCGCAGGGAUGUAAAAAACCCGAAGGAUCCUGAGAUGUGGGGAUGAAAAAAGCGGAAUAAAGAAAGAAUCCUAAUCAAUAAAUAGAAAAAUACAAACAAACAAAUUGAUCAACGACGUAAAAAAACAAACAAAAACAAAUCAAGACGGAUUGUUUUUUUGUCUCAUUCGAAAAAAAAUUACUCGGAUAUUUCCUGGGACGUGUUUUGGGAAUAUAAACUGGAUUUUUCUUUCUCCAAAAACAACCAGGAGUAUAAAUGUCGGAAUAGUGGUCUAUCCUGCCUCCCCAUACCCCCCUCAUCCCCCUCUUCCUCCCCCUCACCUCCCCCUUCCUCCUCCUCCUCCUCUUCUUCCUCCUCAACCUCCACCUUCUUCUUCUUCUUCUUCUUCUCAAUUCUCCUCGAAAUCCCAAACAAAAAAAAAAAAGCACCACCAGGAACCAAAAAAGAACCGAAAAGUCCUGUGUGUCCCUCAACCCCAGCCCCCUGUCCGGUGUUGACAUGAAGGACACACGUCCCUAGUGUUAUUUAAAAAAGAAUGUCAUCAGAGGAGAAGGUUCUUGAUUCCUCUGAUAAAGGACCCUCGCCACCUGCGGGUGGAUCUGUGGCCACGCCCACAGGAAGCCCCGCUCACAACGACAGGCGGCCCCGAGGCCGGCCCCGGAAGGAUGUCGUAUCCACGCCCAGGCAGAGGAGGAAGAGUCGAGGCAGAGGGAAGGCCGUGUUGGAGGAUGAAGACAGCGCUGAUGGUAUGGACACUGGAGGAACGCAGGAGCUCGACGGUAGAGGAGUGCAGCAGGAGGACGUGGAGGACGUGACCACGGUGUCUCUUCCCGGAGACGGAGAGGAGGACGUUGGUCCUGCGCCGCUUGUUUCUCCGAACCCUGAGACAGAGGAGGCGGGAACAUCAGCAGCCUGUGGAGGAGCUAAAAGCAGCGAGCGGCUCUGUGCCUUUUGCUACUGUGGAGAGCGAAGUCUGCUCGGUCAGGGCGAACUGAAGCUCUUCAAGGCCACGCUGGGAUGCGACCCUCCGCUCCACCGUAACCAUGACAACAGCCAAUCAGGGAGGCCCAGGGGUCUGGAGAGCGGCGGAGUGGACGAAGCGGGACGCAGGUUUUGGGAUGAGCUUCAUCGCGUCGGUUUACCAGAGGACGUAGACGUUCAGUCUCUCUUCACCGAGUCAGGUCAGUGCUGGGCCCAUCAGCGGUGUGCUCUGUGGUCGGAGGGCGUGUGCCAGGCGGAGGACCAAUCACUGCUCUACGUGGACAGAGCCAUCCUCUCAGGGAGCACAGAGCAUUGUGCAUAUUGUAAGCGCCUUGGAGCAUCCAUUAAGUGCUGUGAGCAGGGGUGCGACCGCUCGUACCAUUAUCCAUGUGCGGGAGGAGCCGGAACCUUCCAGGACUUCAGGAAGCGCUCGGUCCUGUGCACGAAGCACGUGGAGCUCGCUGUCAGUAAAUCGACGGAGGAGGUAAAGUGUGUGCUGUGCGAUAGUCCUGGUGAUUUGAUGGACCAGCUGUUCUGCACCAGCUGUGGUGUUCACUACCACGGCAUGUGUCUGGACGUCAGCGUGACCCCUCUGAAGCGAGCAGGAUGGCAGUGCCCGGAGUGUAAAGUGUGCCAGACGUGCAAGAACCCAGGCGAGGACUCGAAGAUGCUGGUGUGUGAUGUGUGUGAUAAAGGCUAUCACACCUUCUGCCUGCAGCCCGUCAUGGAGUCGCUUCCCACCAGCAGGUGGCGGUGUCAGAACUGCAGGGUGUGUGUGCAGUGUGGCACUCGCAGCACCAGUCUGCUAUGCGAGAGCUGCUCCAGGCAGCACGACUCGUCCCACCUCUGCUCCCUGUGUGCUGGAAACCUGGACACCGAGCUCCAUAAAGACCUUCUGACCUGCCAUCAGUGCAAACGGUAUUUUCACGUGGAGUGCGAGCGGCAGCUGGAGUGUCAUGUGGAGCUCCAGGCUGGAGAAGAUUACACUUGUUCGGUGUGUAAAGUUUCCACGCCUGCCGAGACGGACGUGCGCGAAACACACUCAGACGUCGACGUCGAAACACGACCUGCACAAUCAGACAUGCAGUCCGAACCAGCACAGGGAACGGAACCGGGCCGGACCGGCACUGAGCCGCAGAGCCAGGUGGAGGACGAGAUGGAGCACAAGGAGUCCGAAGCGUGUGCAGAUACGAGGUAUGAAAAUCCCCAACAUGCGGCCAGUGAAGCUUUAGCAGAAGGACACACGUGUGAAAAGGUUCCAGAACCUUCUCAGGACACGAAGCCAGCUGGUAGUCCAGAAGCUUCUCAGCAGGAGCCAGAUCCGUCCCCUGAGCCGAACUCCGUCCAGUCUCUCACUCAGCCCAUUAAAGCAGAGUUGCCUCAUCACCCAGAAAUCCAUUCACCGUCUGGACCUCCAGAAACAUCAUGUCUCCAAGAGGAGGAGCUCAAAUCCAGCCUGGAGGAGCAGAAAUUCGAAUCCACCAAAGACCUCGACUCUGAAGCUUCUAAUGAGGAACCUAUGGAAGUAUCAUUUUCAGAACCGUCCGACGAGAAGAAAGCAAGUUUCGUGCCAAAGCUAGAGAAGGACGUGGGCCGUCUCGAAGAGAAAACGUCUAAGGAGGAGGAGCAAAAUGAGGUUCCUGGGAGCCUCACAGAGAAGGACAGUGAAAGAUCUACGGAAACCCCUGCAUCAGAAAUCGUAGAUGAAGAUUCCGCUGUGCAGGAACACCAUGUGUCUUUUGAAAUCAGUCCUACGCAAAAGGAACAAGGACCUUCCAAGGACCUCCUGGUGGAGCAGAGUGAGAGGACCAGUGAGGAUUGUAAAAGGUCUUCUGAAGGUCGCUUGGUAGAAGAAUGUGCCAGAGCUCCUGACAGAGUCCAAUCUGAGGUUGAAAACCUUCCAGCGAAGGAAGUGGUGGAGAACUGUGGAAGAUCUUCGGAAGAGUUUUCAUUGGAGGAUCGUCAGAGUCCUUUUGAAGGGCUUUCUGAGGUGAUGGAUUUCGGUAUGGACGAUGAGAGAAGCUUGGCCAAGCUGAGCUCACUGGUGGAAGAGAAAACGUCGCUGAAGCCACCGGUGGUCAGGCAGCCGGAGAGUUUUCACUGCUCCAUGAUCAACCCACAGCCUUCCGGAGAACCGAGCAGCAACGUGCCUUCAUCCACCUUCAUACCACUCAUGCCAAAAAUAGGCAUGGGCAAGCCUGCCAUCUCCAAGAGGAAGUUCUCACCUGGAAGACCCAGGAUCAAGCAGGGAGGAUGGAGUGCGCCCCCUAGACUGAGCUCCCCCUCUCUGUCCCCGGUUUGGGACGCCCCAAAAAGCAGGCAGGACCACAGUAUGGUGGGCGUCUGGAGCAUCCGUGUGGGUCGGGGAUCAGGCUUCCCGGGGAGGAGGAGAUCCCGAGGGGCGUGGCUUUCGGGUCGAGGUGGUCGUGGCCGAUCCAGGAUGAAGAACGGCGUGGUCUCUGCACCGGGAGGGAGCGCCAUGGAGCCGCAGAUUUACCCGUUCAGAGAAGAAGAGGAGAACUCCAUGCACAACACGGUGGUGAUCUUCUCCAGCACCGACACCUUCACGCUCAAACAGGACAUGUGUGUGGUGUGUGGAAGUUUCGGGCAGGGUGUGGAGGGACGUCUGAUCGCCUGCGCCCAGUGUGGACAGUGUUAUCAUCCGUACUGCGUUAACAUUAAGAUCACUAAAGUGGUGCUGAGUAAAGGCUGGCGGUGUUUGGAGUGUACAGUGUGUGAGGCAUGCGGCCAGGCGAGCGACCCCGGGCGACUCCUGCUGUGUGACGAGUGUGACAUCAGCUACCACACCUACUGCCUGGACCCGCCCCUGCAGAACGUCCCGAGCGGGAGCUGGAAGUGCAAAUGGUGUGUAUCGUGCACGCAGUGCGGCGCCACGUCACCCGGCCUGAGGUGCGAGUGGCAGAAUAAUUACACCCAGUGUGCGCCGUGUGCCAGCCUGACAUCCUGCCCCGUCUGCCAGCUGGACUACAGCGAGGACGAGAUCAUCCUGCAGUGCCGCCAGUGUGACAGGUGGAUGCACGCGUCGUGUCAGGGCUUCCACUCUGAGGACGAGGUCGAGAAGAUCUCCGACAGCAGCUUCGACUGCAGCUUGUGCCAAGGCCAGGGCUCGCUCUCUCCAGGAGCCAGAGUAUCAGCUCCUAAGCCUCAUACGGAUUUCCUUUCGGCGCUCCCUGUGACUCCGCAGAUCGCCAUCAAGUCGAGGGAUCUGGGUUUGACGAGGACAUACACGCAGGACGGAGUGUGUCUCACCGAAUCGGGUCUGUCCCAACUCCAGAGCCUGGCUAACUCCUCCUCCAGGCGCAGGAGGACGAAACCAAAGCUCACGCUCAAGAUCAUUAACCAGAACAGUGUGGCUGUCCUUCAGACGCUACCGGACCCUCAAGGCGAGCUCUCUCGGGACGUCGACCUCGACGACGCCAGAGGUUACCAUCAAGCGGAGCUCAUAGACGGCGAAGGGAAGUCAGAUUCGAGCCCCGAGAGAGAGACGGCGGGAGAGGACGAGUCUAAAGGAAGCGAGGGCUGCAAAAAGAGGAAGCGGAAGCCGUAUCGACCCGGUGAGAAACACAAGCGUAUUGGAGGCUUUAUGGUGAGGCAGAGGAACCGGGCGGGCCAAAACAAAACCAAACCGGAUCUGAGCAGGAAGGACUCGAGCGGCUCCGUGUCCGAAACGCAACAGGGCAAAGACGAUGGCUGGGCUGAUCUGAUGCCUGAUGUUCCCAUGGAUGAGAAACCCUCCAUCUCCGUUUUCCCGGAAAACCCUGAGGUAAAAGUGCGGAAACGCUACCGAAAGAAGAAGACCAAACUGGAAGAAGCGUUUCCUACGUACCUACAGGAGGCUUUUUUUGGUAAAGACCUUCUGGAUAAGAGCAAGCAGAGCAGGCAGGAGAACGCGAGCCUGAUGGAGGAGGAGAAGACCCGGAAGCAGCAGAACAUCAUGUUGAAGAUGCCCUUGAACCCAUCCAUGAGCACAUCCACACCACAUGCUAGUAAACCUGCAGCACUACGGAGCCACGAGGAGCCGCUGGUGGAUCUGUCCGAGGUCCUGAAAUCGGACACCGAUCUGCUGGGAAUGUUGUCUGAUAACAUGGGCAAGCAGAGCGAGGAGUCUGGUCUUGAUUUUUGCCCUUUCCAGGUUGACUGCUCUUCCCCUACAUUUGCUGGACUGGACGUUGCUCCUCUUACCGGAGAACCUUCAGGAUCUUCUCAGUCAAACCAGGGACGAGUGUCUCAUCAGGACGAGCCGCUGGACGGCAUCCUGAGCCCCGAACUGGACAAGAUGGUGACGGACGAAUCCAUUCUGAGCAGACUGUAUAAAAUACCAGAACUAGAAGGAAAGGAUGUUGAGGACCUCUUCACCGCCGUACUGAGCCCCAGCACCUCCCAGGCCACUUCAACUCCUCCCCAAAGCCAUGGAGCACACCCGGCACAGGGGGCGCCAUCCAACCAAAUCAACUCAGGAAUGUUUCCCAGAAUGCCAGUGAUAAAUGGACUGAUAAACCCCAGUCAGCAGUUCCCUCCAUCACAGAUUCCUCCUGGAGUGGACGUAGGACGAAACUUCCCUCCCAUGCAACGCAUGCCUUUUUCUGACAAUCUGAGGGACAGGAAGUUUGGUCCAAUGUCACGGGAUGCAGCGGGUCCAUGGUCAGCCACCGGUCCGAGUCCUGCUCCAGUUCCGGUUCCCGUUUCGGCUGCUGUAUCCGAGGGCGAGACGGACUCUUUAUCCACGGCUCAGAAGAGCAUGCUGAAAUGGGAGAAAGAAGAGACACUGGGAGAACUCGCCACCGUGGCCCCUGUCCUCUACACCAACGUCAACUUCCCUAACCUCAAAGAGGAAUAUCCAGACUGGCAAACACGAGUGAAACAAAUCGCCAAGCUCUGGAGGAAAGCAAGUUCUCAAGACAGAGCUCCAUAUGUGCAAAAGGCACGGGAUAACCGAGCGGCGCUGCGCAUCAACAAGGUCCAAAUGUCCAACGAGACGAUUAAGAGGCAGCAACAGCCACAGACCUCACAGCCUUUGGAGGUGUUCGAUCCUGCAAUUCCUCCUCUGGACCCUGAGCUUCUGUUCAAGGAUCCUCUGAAGCACAAGGAAUCCGAGCAGGAGCAGGAAUGGAAGAUGAGACAGCAAAUGAGACAGAAAAGUAAACAACAAGCCAAAAUCGAGGCAACACAAAAACUUGAGCAGGUGAAAAACGAGCAACUUCAGCAGCAACAACAGCAGCAACAGCAGCACCUCAAAGGAGGUCAAUCUGACCUUGACUGCUCUGGUAGCCUCCAGAGUCCUGCUUCAUCGCAGUCCAGCAAUGGGAACAUGUCUCCUAUGCAGCCUGCCUCCAAGAACGGGUUCUCCAAACCGCUUCCUGGAACUCCCACCGCGGGUUCCCCAGAUGACGUCUUUUUACGUCCUCACCCUCCACCCCUGUCUUCAGGAUCUCAGCCACAAUCUCCACAGAUGUUCUCUCCAGGCUCUUCCGGUUCAAGGCCAUCAUCGCCCUGGGAUCCUUAUGCGAAAAUGGUGGGCACACCAAGACCACCACCAAGCGGCUCAGGUGCCGUCCGUCGGAACUCUGAAUCUGGGAAAUCACCCCGGAGUCUUUCUGAGGAGCGCGGAAAACCUUCAAGUGUACACGAAUCUAUGGGUUCACCAACAGCCCUUAAUGUCGAUCCAUAUGCUAAGCCUCCAGAUACACCAAGACCUGCGGGUUCAACCGACCCCUUCCUUAAACCUAUGUGCCCCCCCAGGGUGGGUCCGUCCAUCGAAGGGAGGCACAUCAUUGGUUCUCCAGGACACGACCCAUUCUCCAGGGGGGCCAUGAGAAAGGAAGCGUAUCUACGUAUGCCUCAUGGCAAGAUGAUACUUUCGGACCCCUAUGCCCGCCCUUUACUUGCUCCCAUACCAGGAAGUAAUGAAUCGGGGUCUGUCCAACCUUUUAACCCCAUGCCACCUCCUCAGCCUCAGGACUCAAAUGCAGCCAUGCACUCACGAAGACCAGAUCCUUUUGAAAGACCAAUGAUGCCCCCUCGUCCUGCAGAAGCUUUUACACAAGGUCAACAGAGUGACCCUUAUGCGCAUCCUCCACUUACUCCUCAUCCUGAAGCGUUUGAGAAUCAAACAAGAGUUCCACGGCAACCUCAGCCUCACCCUUUCACGCAGUGUACGCCAAUGGGACAUCAGUAUUCACGCUCGCCCUCAAGCUCUAGACCAGAGUUCCCUCAUUGUGACCCUUUUGCCCAGUCCCCAUACUCUAACCCAUAUGCUCGAAUGCCAGGAACGCCGAGACCACAUGACCCUGAACCUUACUCCCACCAGUCUGCACCUUCUCACCCGGUCAUGAUGAACCAACCAGCACAGCAAACUCAGAAUCGCAUGUCCUUGGAUCCUUAUGCACAGCAGCCUGGAACUCCACAUCCAGGGGUACCAGAACGGUUCCCCAGACCCCAAAAUUACCAAAGGAACCAAGACCCAUUUAAUCACCCUCCUGCAAUGGUUCGACCAAUCGCAUCAGAUCCCCAUGCUCAACCAGUCGGAGUCAGUCAGUUGCUACUUCAUGAUCCAUUUGCCCAAGGUCCUAGGACACCUCAUCCUGGAGGGGCAGCCCGACCAGGACCCAUGUCCACUCAGGAUGCCUUUUCACCACCUCAGGUCUUGAUGCAGGAUACAUUCGCCAGUCCAGGAGUUUCAGGGUCUCAAACUCCACGUCACCCUGGUAUAGCAGAUGAAAACAUGAUGUCUCAGUCUCCGUCCAAUCAGUCAAGCCAGACUCCGUCUCACAAUCCAUUCGAACAGGCACCGAUGACUCCUCAUCCUCAGUUUGCAGAAAACAGGGAGCAGCAAGGUUUAGGGCAUAACGCCGUAGCAAUGGGGCAACCAAACUCUGAGGUUCAAACUGUUCCUCUGGCGGAAGCUGAGGAAAGACUGAGACAGCGUCAGAGGAUUCGAGAGCUGCUUCUCAGGCAGCAGCAGCAAAAAAGUGCCAUUCGUCAAGAAAAGAGCCCACAGGAACAAUCCAUGCCUAUGACACCAGGAACUUCUCAACACUGGAGUCAAGAAGCCAGAGGUCAACAAAACGACAUAUUCAACCGACCACCUCCGCCAUAUCCUGGUCCAGGAGCUGUUAGGACCCCUCAGCGAUUCCAUGGACCAUAUCCAGGAGAUCAGCGGGGCGCUUUUCCUGAUGGGCAGUUCACAAGAUUUCCAGGAGACAAUCAUAAUCUCAGGCAACCAGGACCAAGAUUGAGCUUUCCUGCUGGUAUUCACGGGCCUGGUUUAAGAGCACCUAUGAAUCAAAUGCAAGAUUCAAUAAUGGAAGGUCUUCCACAAAUGAGGAGGUCCAUGUCUAUAGAUCUGGGGAAGUCAUUAGCAGGGAACCCAAUGGGAUUACAGCCUUUAGCAGCUCAAGGCAUGCAUAUGCAGCAGCACAAUAUCAUGGGACAACCGUUUAUAGAGCUCAGACACAGACCUCCUGAGAGUAGACUCCGUCCUCCCUUUGGACCUUCUGUUCUGCAGGGGAACCGAAUGGAAUUACCUUCACUUCAGCGACUGCCAAGUUUUAUGAUGGGACAGGAAAUGGGCUUCUCAAACAAUCUGGGUCCUAAACCCAUGGAUUCUAGUAUGAAUCAAACUCAGGGCAUAGGCGGUGGUGCAGAUGUUCACACAACAAUAAGUAUGGAAAACUUGCAUCAGGCCAAUGCUCCUCUAAGAACCGGGCAACUUUCAAUCAUAAGGUCAAUGAGCCAACCUGCUUCUAAUGUGACUUUCAGUGGAAAUGCUCUUGCUAAUUAUCCCACAGCAUCUUCUGGACCAUCAGGUGAAGUCGAUUUGCCUAUAAAUGAAGGAUCUGAGGAGAAGAUUGACACAGAUGAUUCAGCUGUAAAGGACCUUGAAGAUGUUGAGGUCAAGGACCUGGUGGAUACCGAUCUAGAAAAUCUAAAUCUUGACGCAGAUGAUGGAAAAGAUCUGGAUCUGGAAGCUAACGACCUGCACAUAGAUGAUAUUUUCUUGACGUCUGGAAAGUUUGAUAUAAUUGCCUACACUGAUGCGGACUUAGACCUUAGUGAAGAUUUGGAUCUCAACGUCCCUAUUGAUGACCACAACGACAGCAGCGACCUCCAGAAGGAGCCUGUGGAGAAGAAGCCUGAAAGUCCAUGUGAUGGAUUGAUACCUUCAGAUUCAAUGUCAGCAGAAGUUAAAACAGAGGGAAAAUCUGAAGUGGCAUUAGAUAACAUCAAAGAAGAAGAUAAUCAGGUUUCUUUAAAAGCAGAGAAAGAUAUCAAAUCUGAGGUCAGUUCUGGUUCCUCACAUGAAUCUUCUUGCAAAAAUCUUGCCGUCAGUCGAGAAGACUUCAGAGGUAGUAUUCCAAAACCUGGUGUUCACCCUGAUGCUACUCCAGUUCUCUCUGGCUUACUGGUCAACGUGCCUUCGGAUAGUAAACAAAAUAAACAAGAGAACUGUGGCCAGCAGGUGACUCUUCAGGAACCUGGUCUACAACAGGCUCUUAAUUCUCUGGAUCAAGGAAUGAAUUCUGGCCUGGUGGCAGACCAGAUGAUUUCUGCUCCGAGCGAGGGUUCAUUAGACCUCCAUCCAGGUUCCAUCCAGGAUCAGCCCUCGGGUUCUGUCUUUUCCGCGGAUCAGAAGGACGCUUUGCUCUCGGUAGAACAAACGAACGUUCUUCCUCCGAACCAACAAGCCAUGUUGUUACAGCAGGGCCAGCAGAAUCGACCGCUGCUCCUGGAGGAACAGCCGCUUUUGCUGCAAGAUCUUCUGGAUCAGGAGAGACAGGAACAGCAGCAGCAGAAACAGAUGCAGGCUAUGAUCAGACAGCGAUCCAGCGACUCGUUCUUCCCUAAUAUAGAUUUUGAUUCCAUCACCGAUCCCAUCAUGAAAGCGAAGAUGGUGGCGUUGAAAGGAAUCAAUAAAGUGAUGGUUCAGAACAAUAUGGGAAUGCCACAAAUGGUCAUGAACAAAUUACCAACAAAUGCUCCAGCAGGUCAGGGACCACAGGCUUCAGAUGGAUGUGUUCCUCCUCAGCAAGCAUUGCCCCAGGAUGGCAAACUGGCGCCGUACAUGACCAGACCCAGUCCUCCAAGUUUUGGCCAAGGAUUCACCAACGAAGCCCAGAAAAUACAGUAUGAAGACUGGCUUCGGGAGACGCAAAAGCUUCUCCAGAUGCAGCAGAAGUUUCUUGAGGAGCAGAUCGGUGCUCACCGGAAGUCUAAGAAGGCUUUGUCGGCUAAGCAGAGAACGGCUAAGAAAGCCGGACGUGAAUUUCCCGAGGAGGACGCUGAGCAGCUGAAGCACGUCACUGAGCAGCAGGGCGUGGUGCAGAAACAGCUUGAGCAGAUUCGCAAACAACAGAAAGAGCAUGCUGAGCUGAUCGAAGAGUACAGGGUGAAGCAGCAGCAGCAGGGCGCCAUGAUGCCGAUGCCAAAUCAUCCGAACAUGAUGCCACCUGUACCUGUGAACCAACCCGUCAUGGGUCCGGCCAUGCCCAUGCAGAUGCAUCCGAAUAUCCAGGCGAAUAUCUCCAGCGUUCCAGGCUGGCGUCCUGGAGCUUCAGGCCCGGUUCGACCUCAGAUGCCGGGUGUAAUCCCUCCUCAGAUGAUUCAAGGCCCUGCUCCUCAGCAAACCUUAGUCAGACCCGGACGAGUCGCCAGCGAGUCUCCUCACGUGAAUUUCGACGACACCAAUCCUUUCAGUGAAGGCUUCCAGGAGCGAGAGAGAAAAGAGAGGCUUCGGGAGCAGCAGGAAAGGCAGAGGGUGCAGCUGAUGAAGGAGGUGGAGAGGCAGCGCAUGAAACAGCAUAUGGAAAGCGAGCAUCAGCAGCAAGGCCUCCUCAGCCAGAUGCCCUUCUAUGACCAGAAUUUACCUCAGGAGUUCAUUCCACAAAUAGAGGGGGCAGGAUUUCCCCAGCAGGCAGCCAUGCAGCCGGGGAUUGGAGCUCCUUCUUCUUCUGGACCCAUGAUGGGAAAUGGCUCCUUCGGACAGGGAGUAAGACCAGGUUUUACGCCAGAUAGCCAAGCACCACAUGGAUCUCAUUUUGCUCAGGGGCAGCUCAGAGCCCCGGAUCGUCCUGGACAGAAUAUGAUACAACAUAACAAUCCAGGUUUAGAAUCAUCUCCUCAUUUUCCACCGAACUUUCCCGGCUCUGGUCCGUCCCUGAUUCAGCUUUAUUCAAACAUCAUCCCAGAUGAAAAGGCAAAGAAGAAACGGAACCGCAGGAAGAAGAACGACGAGGACUCUGAAUCUUUAAGGGCACCUUCUACACCGCACUCUGACCUCACUGCCCCUUUGACACCCUGCGUAUCAGAUACUUCCUCCACACCCACCAGGAACCCCUUGGUUUUUGGAGAGCACGAGCUGUGCGAGACCUCCCAGCCUGGUUCCUCCACACCAGGCUCUCAGAGCAGCCAGCACCACUCGGAGCUGGAGCGGCAGCUUUCUGAGGGAAGCUUCUGCGCAGCGUCUGAGGUAGCUGCGUGUCAGCAGGACCUUCACGACAAAAUUCUCUCCAACAUUAAACUGGAAAGGAUUGAAGCUGACUGCCAUGGUCCAAAAGUUCCUGAAAUGAGCAUGGGUAUGGGCAUAGUCAAACUGGAAGGGGACAAAGAGGGCAUGUCACCACAUCCCACAGGACAGAGUCCGGCCAGAAGCUCGAAGGGAGAUGGUGGGAACGAGCUCCUGAAACAUCUUCUGAAGAACAAGAAGACACCUCCGCCGGCAUUGCCUCAGCAGAAAUCAGAGGACAGCAUGAGAUCAGAGGAGGAAAACUUGAUGGACAGCAAGGUUCUUCUAAGACAGAGCUCAAUAGACAGCAGUGGGACCUUCUCAGACAGCCAGCUUUCGUUCAACCCUGACUUCAGCAGCCCUUUAAUGUCCGAGGACAAGAAAAAGCAAAGGACCAAGCGUACUCCAAAGAGUGGAGAACGUCCGGCUCCUCGCUCUAAAAAGAGGAAGAAGGAGGAUGAGAGACAGGCCAUGUAUCCCUCAACCGAAUCCGUAAUGUCUAAUCUGAAGCAGCAGCAACCCUCUCUCUUGCCCCUGAUGGAGCCUCUAGUGGGUGUCAAUUUUGCCCAUUUCGUGCCCUACGGAAGUGGGCAGCUAGACGGGGAAAGCCGUCUUUCGGGCACUUUCGGAAGCGCCUCGUUGGACGGGAUGUCUGAUUAUUACUCCCAGCUCAUAUACAAACAGAACAACCUGAGUAACCCUCCGACGCCUCCUGCCUCUCUGCCCCCCACUCCUCCACCUGUGGCUCGUCAGAAGUUGCUCAAUGGCUUCGCCACCACAGAGGAACUGUCCAGUAAACCUGCUGUCGUGGGCGGCCAUGAUGUGACUAAAGGGCUGCCUUCAAGACCACUUCAUGUACCUUUUAAGACUGAGGAGGAUCUUAUCGCCAGAGCUCUCGCUCACGGCCCCAAAACAGUGGACGUACCUGCCUCGUUGCCCACACCCCCUCACAACAACCAGGAGGAGCUGAGGGGACAGGAGCACUGUGAGGACAGGGACACGCCGGACAGUUUCGUUCCCUCCUCGUCUCCGGAGAGCGUGGUCGGCAUGGAAAUCAGCCGCUAUCCGGAUCUGUCUCUGGUCAAACAGGAGCCUCCAUCUCCGUCCCUCUCUCCAGUCAUGCCCAUGUUCCAGAAAUCCAGGGCGAGAGACUCUGAGACGAAGCUGAGGGAGAUCAAAACCGAGCCCUCGUCCAUGUUCUUCGGCUCGCCGUACGGAACGCCGCAGAACGGCCCGGGCCUGGUCUCCAUAGCGAUCACGCUGAAGCCCUCUGCCGCUGAGAACAUCACCGACGUGGUAGCGGCCAUCGCCGACCUCAUCCGGGUGAAGAUCCCGAGCAGCUACGAAGUGAGCGGCGGACCGUGGCCCCACGGCAGCCUGAGUACCCAUAAGGCCAUGAUACACGGCCUCGAUCCGCGUCUGGCUCAGGGUCACGCUGCAGUACGGAUGAACUCACAAGCAGGAGCUCAACAUCAGAAUCAGCACCUGGAUAAGAGUCCACUGAGAGGCAGAGAGCAGUACCGGGACGGUUCGAGCAGCCCAGGUCCGAAGCCACAGUGGUGCCGGCAUUGUAAAGUGGUAAUCCUGGGGAGCGGUGUCAGGAAAACCAGCAAAACGCAGGACUUUCAGCUAAGCUCUGAUGGAGAUCUGGUGUUCUGCAGCCGCAGUUGCCUCAUACUGCACUCCUCUUCACAGUCCAAAGCCAGUGGUGACACCAAGAAUUCUGUGGCCCUGCUUCCGGAUGGGUCGGUGAAAGAAAGUCCUUCCAAAGCACAGCACCAGUACAACAACAACAUGUCAUCUUUAGAUGUCCACUGUUUGGCGCAGCUUCAGCCCAAGACGUUGCCUUCUUCGCCUUCUCAGCCUGGUCUCCAUGUCCGUCUUGCUCCACCAGAGCCUCUGAAAACGCUGCCCAAGCUAGAGCCGAGCGUUCCCGAAAGCCAAAACCUUAAAGUGACCGUGAAACUCAAGCCUCGUUCCCAGAACCAGUCCGAUGAGAAGCCUUGGCACCACGGGAAACGCUGGAAAGGCUUGCGUUGGCGCAAGUGGACGAUGCAAAUCGUGGUGCCGAAGACCGAAUCUCCGGCACCAGAGAAGGCGGUGGAGGAUCUCCUGCUUCAGCUGAACUCCUCUCUGCGUCCUUGCUCGUCUCUCCGAGACCGGCGCCGCUGCUGCUUCUGCCACCAGGAGGGGGACGGGGUGACAGACGGUGCCGCCCGCCUUCUCAACCUGGACCUGGACACCUGGGUUCACCUUAACUGCGCCCUGUGGUCCUCUGAGGUUUACGAAACCCAAGCGGGUGCCCUGAUUAACGUGGAGCAGGCACGACAGCGGGGCCGGACCAUUUCCUGCGCCUUCUGCCAACGCCUGGGCGCCACCAGCGGGUGCCACCGACUGCGAUGCCUCAACGUCUACCACUUCACUUGCGCUUUGCAAGCAGGAUGCACCUUUUUCAAAGACAAAACCAUGCUGUGUCACCAGCACCGGCCCAGAAUCUCCGGAACCGGUGCCCUUCUUCACCUCGAGGACCAGCAGCUGCGCUGCUUUUCGGUUUUCCGACGCGUCUACGUCCAACGUGACGAACUAUGCCAGCUGGCGGGUGCUGUCCAGCGUCCUGAACUUGGGCACACCUUUCGCAUAGGCAGCCUGCUCUUUCACACUAUGGGCCAACUUCCACCUGCCCUGAUGCCCCACUUCCACUCGUUCAACACCAUUUUCCCUCCCGGGUACGAGGCUAGUCGCCUGUACUGGAGCAUGAGGCAUGGGCGCCGCCGCUGCCGCUACGUGUGCACAGUUGAGGAGCGCCAAGGCCGGCCGGAGUUCUGCAUCCGGGUCCUGGAGAAGGGCUACGAAGACCUUCUGCUCACCGACACCUCAGCUAAAGGAGUGUGGGAUAAGGUCCUGGGCUCUGUAGCAGAACGGAGAUCAGAAACCGGAAUGCUGCGCCUCUUUCCCAUCUACCUGAAAGGAGAAGAUCUGUUCGGUCUCACAGUAUCCGCGGUGACGCGUAUCGCCGAAUCGCUCCCGGGGGUUCAGUCCUGCUCGAGGUACCGCUUUCGUUACGGACGCAACCCGAUGCUGGAGCUUCCUCUAUCCAUCAAUUCAUCGGGCAGCGCCCGAUCCGAGCUCAGGAGCUACCCUCAGUGUCGGAGAUUGGAGAUCCUGUCCUUAUGGAACCGGACAUCUUCAGCGAUCCAGAACUCGGCUCCUCCGGAGGCCGGCUCGUCCCACAGCAAACACUUCGUUCACUCCAAGUCGUCUCAGUACCGGCGACUGAGCAGCGAGUGGAAGAGCAACGUUUAUCUCGCGCACUCGCGCAUCCAGGGUCUGGGACUCUUCGCUGCUCGGGACAUUGAGAAGCAGACGAUGGUGAUCGAGUAUCUCGGGAACAUCCUGCGUAACGAAGUGGCCAUGAGGAAGGAGCUGCACUACAAGGCCAAGAACCGAGCUGCGUUCAUGUUCCGUAUCGACGGUGACUACGUGAUCGACGCCACCUGCUGUGGAAGCCCUGCAAGGUACAUUAAUCACUCGUGCUCACCCAACUGUGUGGCAGAGGUCGUGACCUUCGAGCGUGGCUACAAAAUCAUCAUCAGCUCCAACCGCAGGAUCGAGAAAGGAGAAGAGUUGUGCUACGAUUACAGACUGGGUCUGGUGGAGAACCAAGGCAAGGUCGCGUGUCUGUGUGGAGCAGCGAACUGCUGCAAGUGGAUGAACUAGAUCACACACUUGUCUUUUUUUUAACAAUGACAACAGGAAAAGGAAAAAAAAAAGGACCCAGUGGUUCCUGUCCCUCAGCAUCACCGAGCGGAAGACUGGAGGACGGGAACGGAGGGCAAAAGAAAAGAAGAAACGACGGAGAAGCUGUUUGUGCGAAAUCAAGAGGAAAACACACGUUUGUGUUAGAGCCAUUUGAAUCGUUCUCUGGAGGAGGCGUGUGUGUGUGUGUGUAUGUGUGUGUGUGUGUGUGUGUAUGUGUGAAGGAGAAAUUUUCACCAGCGAAUGAGAUGAGAAAAAAGACGAGUGCGAGAUUGAGAGCGAUCACUGUACCGGUUAUGCCUUAUUGGUUGGGGGUUAAAAAUGAAAAAGUGGGCGGAGCUACCCGCGACUGUAACGUAGAACAUCACUGAACGAAGAAUGUACGGACUUCCGCGAAGGGAAACAAAAAAAAGUAACUUGCACUAAAAAGAAGAAGAAGAAAAAAACCCGGAAGAAACUCACGAAAAAAAAAUACAAAUACUUGAUUCCAUGAGUAUUUUUUUUUUUUUCUCAUUUUUUCUUUUUCUUUUUUUUUUUUUUUGCGUGUGUUUGUGUGCGUUUUUUUGUUUGUUUGUUUUUUUUUUUUUUUAUUUAUUACCGCGUGAAUGGACGAGCACGCCUAUUUUUAAUGAUCAUGUGAUCGGUUUAAAAAAAAAAUGAAUUGAAAAAUGAAUAAAUAAAUAAAUAAAAAUCACGGAAAGAAAGAAAGGAAGUGAAAGUGAAAGGAGACGGCGAGCAGUACGGAGAGAUCCUGUUACGUCUGUAAAUAAAAACGUGUACAUAAACGAAAAAUAUCGGAAUGACGAUCGACCAAAUACUACCUUAUUCAUAUCGAUGUUUUUAGAUGUACUAUGUUUAUUUUUUUCUUUCUCCUUUUUUUUUUUUUAUUUUUUAAAGAAUUAUUUAAAGUGGACGGCGUUCCCGCUCUCCGUCUCAGAGGUUAUUUUAAAUCGACUAUCCUGUACAGAAUCAGAAACAUUUCUUUCCCAUAUGUAUUUUCUUUAAAUGGUAUUGUAGUGAUUUUGUGAUUCGUCCCACCCUUUUUUUUUUUUUUAAAGCUAACUUCGUGACGUCUGGGUAAAAGCGCACGCAUCAGCCGCGACUCGAGCGUCAGAAGGAUAACGUGGAGCUUUUUACGUCUCUUACACGUGCACACAUGAAGUAACACAGGAAAAAAAAUAGGCGGGAGGGGGCGUGUAAUGUUGCUAGGCAACCGUGCCUACCAUAUAUGGGCGUUGUAAAUAAGCUAGCUGACGAUUAACGCAAGCAAAAAGCUCUCAUUUGAGGCGAGGAAUAUUUUUGGAUUAUUCUUUUUUUUUAUAGUCCGUAAAGAUUCCUGUCGGUUAUAUAUCCUGAUUUUAUUUUUAUUUAUUGUAUUGUAUAUAAACGUAACGUAGACGCUCGUACGUUAUUCGGUCGCUCUCAUUCCACGCUCGCGCAUGCGUCACGAAGUCGUUACGUCACCUUAACGCAGCAGUCUACGUGGAUAAGAGAUCGUGACAAACCUGGUGUUUUUUCUUUGUUUCAUAUUCAAUUCAUCGCGCUAAUACGUACGUUUUAAAUUCAGUGCGCUCGAGCCAUCAUGAUUUCUUUUUUUUUUUUUUGGGAAAUUGUACAUACAGAUUAAUUAUCGCGCUCAGAAAUAUCGUAUCGACGUGUCAAUUUUUUCUCGUGCGAAGUGUACGUGAUGGCGACGCCUAAUAUAUCACGAUGUAAUUUAUAAGCGAUUGUCGCGCGCACCGGGAAGAGUUUCGUCCUGUUCGCAUUUCACACUUCAAAAAAAAAAGCAAAAAAAAAAACAAUUUUUUGAAUUUUUCUUUCGUCUUUCGGUUUGUACACAAACUACCCCCGGGGGUUUUCCCUUUCAAUUGUACAGGGCAUGAUUUUUUUUUUUUCCAGAAGGACUCAGUUGUAUAUAUUUUGAACAGCUGUAUCAAACAAAAAUUGUUUCUUGAAUAUUUUUCUUGUCUUGUAAAAAAAAAAAAAAAAAAAGAUUGUUUGAAGCUUUUUUCCCCUGGUGGUGUUUUUCCCUCUCCUUCGCUGUAUAGUAGGAUCUCAACAGUUUUGGAAAAUGAAGCCUUUUGAAGUACACAGAGCGAAUAUAGGGUUUGGUAUUCAAGGACACUGAAUUUAGGAACAUUUACAGAAAAAAAUAAAAUAUUUUACAUCA
Silurus meridionalis is the source of this 18303-nucleotide messenger RNA. RefSeq names its product lysine (K)-specific methyltransferase 2Cb (gene kmt2cb). Gene Ontology annotation, biological process: positive regulation of transcription by RNA polymerase II. Gene Ontology annotation, molecular function: histone H3K4 methyltransferase activity; histone binding; transcription coactivator activity. NCBI's taxonomy places the organism in Eukaryota, Metazoa, Chordata, Actinopteri, Siluriformes, Siluridae. Gene Ontology annotation, cellular component: nucleus; MLL3/4 complex. The record is from RefSeq and is a predicted model, not a curated record.